UACGUUGGCAGUACGUUGACACUUGUAGUGGUGUUGAUACAAUUUUAUUUUGCACUUAAUUAUUAUUGUUGGUUUUGUUAAAAAAUUAUACAUCGAAAUGGCGUUGGCAAUGCAAAGAAAGGCAAACGUUAGGUUGCCCCCCGAGAUCAACCGUAUUUUGUACAUAAGAAAUCUGCCUUACAAAAUAACAGCAGAGGAAAUGUACGAUAUUUUUGGCAAAUAUGGCGCCAUCAGACAAAUUCGUGUGGGGAAUACUCCGGAAACAAGGGGAACAGCAUUUGUUGUGUAUGAAGAUAUUUUUGAUGCCAAGAAUGCUUGUGAUCAUUUGUCAGGGUUUAAUGUUUGUAAUAGGUACUUAGUUGUGUUGUAUUAUCAAGCCAGUAAAGCAUUUAAGAAGACCGAUAUUGAGAAGAAACAGGAAGAAAUUGAUAAGAUGAAGUCAAAAUAUGGCAUUAAUACGUAAAUAGUGCUGAUUGUUUUUGAAUGGAUGAUGUGUGUGUGUGUGAGAGUUUUUAUGCUACAAAAUAAUAUGUAAUAGUUAAUUUAAGAUUUUGUAUGUAAGAAUUCUGAAAUAUAAAAAUAAAUAAUUAUUGUGAAAAUAA
Messenger RNA from Zophobas morio, 602 nucleotides. It is a transcript of the gene Sf3b6, whose product is annotated as splicing factor 3B subunit 6. Lineage: Eukaryota; Metazoa; Arthropoda; Insecta; Coleoptera; Tenebrionidae. Gene Ontology annotation, molecular function: mRNA binding. The coding region runs from base 98 to 463 and encodes 121 amino acids. The record is from RefSeq and is a predicted model, not a curated record. The transcript has 2 exons. Gene Ontology annotation, cellular component: nucleus; cytoplasm.